ACAAUAUCGCCCAUUGCUAGUUCUGAUUUUAGUUGCGUUGGUUGUCAACGAAGAAGUUAAUUGAAAAUUUGUUGAAAAUUAUUGCGGCAGGCAGUGCAAUUGGUGUCAUUUUUCUGAAUGUUCCUUCUCGUUAGUUCAGUGUUUGCUAUUUACGGUAAGCUGAAAUUCUAGUCGUUCGUCGUGAAGCAGUUUUGAUUGCCAAUUCCGUGCUGGUGUGUGAGUACUGAGUGGAAUAUUUCGGGACAUCUCGUCACAUCACACACCUCAUAUCUCAAAAACAAUGACCAGUAAUCAUCUCUCUGACUUCCAUAUUGGAAGCAACAAAGAUUUUAAUGAUUUAUAUGAACUUUUGAGAAGCUGGAAUAUAGGCGACCUUUGCGAUUACUUCUGUGAACAACAGCUCUACAUCGGAGUUUUGAGACAAUUACCUAGAGAAAUGGCCUUAACGCUCUUCAACAACACAACAGUUUCGAUUGGUGCGAGAAUCGAAUUCUUCCAUCAUUGGUCUAAAUGGAUUACUUCAGAAAAUCAGCAAGUCAUUGAUGCCCCAUCAAUGGAAAUCCCAGAACCAAAAGAGACGGUCGUCGAUAAUGAACCUAAAUUGCUAGAUUUAAACAACAUCCUGAAGUCGAACCAAUAUGGUCUCAGUCUUAUCGAAGCCUACAAUAAGGAUGAAGCUAGUAUCUCGGUAAACAACAAUAUGAAUCCUUACUACGUAAUGACGUUAACGCUAUUGGGAGCAUUAGGGAUUAUGCUUCAAUUAGGUGUGACUGAUGGAUGCAGUUGUCAACCGGAACACGCACAAACGGCUUAUUGCAAUGCAGAUUAUGUUAUUGUUGCAGAAGUACUAAGAAAAUCGAACCGUACGCAACACGGCAAUAAUGUUUACAAAAUUGCUGUUAAAAAAGAGUACAAGAUGAAUUCUCGUGCCCAAAAAAUGUUAGGACAAGGAAAACUUAUUACUCCUACAUCGGACUCGAUGUGCGGUCUACAUCUAGAGGUAAAUCAGCUGUAUGCAAUUGCAGCUCAGAGCAUGCACGUCGGACUGUGUAGUUUUGUGCGAAAGUAUUCGGAUCUUACUAUGGUGGAAAAACGUGGUUUGGCAGGAGUUUACCGAAAAGGAUGCGGUUGUCAGAUUAAGCCGUGUUAUACUGAUAGCUGCAACGUUUCAAUUGGAACAUGCAACUGGACACCUUGGGUUGAGUGCGAAUCAGAGUAUGGAAUUUGUGUACCAACACGAGGACAUCUUAUCGAUGGAAUGCCUGCAAAGUGCCAUUGGCGUCGAUCGCCACUCUAUCAGAAGUGUAAAAAUAACAAUCCAAAAUGAGCUUAAAUUAUCAUUGAAAAGUUUAUAUAUUUUGUAUUUAUUUUUCCUAUGUUACUAUUGCUUUUCGUUAGUUCGAGCCAAGUGACAGCUCGGUGGUUUUUUGAUAACUAUACAGUAUUUAUUAUUAGAAAAAAUAUUUAUUUAAAGUGCAUGUUAGAUAUAUUUGUAUAUGACAAUGUGUCAUUUCAUAUGAAGCUUUAAUCGUACAUUUUGGUUGAUACCAUAAGUACUUAAUCUAAGUACAUGUAGAAAGUUUACGCACCAACUCAACUGAGAGACUAGCAGCACCCUCUUAGAAUUCAAUAAAACUUUGUGCAACUUUGCAUAUUUUUUCCGAAAAUUUAUUUGUACUAUGAUUUAAAAAGAACUGCAGUUAUUUUUAUAAAUCGAUAUAUUAGAAUAACGACAAAAGACAGCGAAAAGAUGUUCUAGGGAACUGCUUAAACUGAAUUGAAUUUGAGAUCCUAUACUGCAAAAAAUCGUUUUAAACACAAAAAAUGAUAUCAAAAAUCGGACAUCUCAGAAUUUUUUUGAAUUAAUGAGUUCUUCAGAUAAAAAAUUCAGUUGCCUAAAACUCUUCUUAACAAGUCAAGUGGACACUCUUAUAAAAAUUUUUGUAACAAUAACUUUUUUCUGUCCUUUUGGAAGCACGGCAAUGACAAGAGUUAAAAAAAAUUGUCUAGUGAUGACUUCGGACGUCUCAGUUUUUUUUUUUUCAAAAUAUGUUUUAGGCAAACAAUUUGAUAGCCAAAAACUAUUUUUGGAUAAGACAAAAUGGACACUGUUAAGAAAAAAAAGUUUCUCUAAUAAAAACUUUUUCGGUAAUGACAAAAGUUAGAGAAUAGCUGUCAAGUAAAGAUUUUUAGGAAAUUGUCUAUAGAAAUGACUCCUAAACGACCAUGCAUUAAGAAGUUUUUGUUAGAAAAACUUUUUUUUUCACUCAAGAGUGCUCACUUUUUAUUGUUUUAGGCAACUAAAUUAUCUAUCUAAAAAAACACAUUUGAAAGAAAUCUGAGAUCAGCGAUUUUUUUCAAUAACACUUCUUUUUGAGAAAAAAAUUCAGUGCAGAAUCUCAAAAUUUUUUCUUCAAUAUUUUUAAGUUAAAAUUUAGACCGUUUCUUAAACAUUAUUCUUUGAAAACCUUCUCUUUCUUUUGUCGAGCGGUUAUGGUCUCAACGGGCAAAAAACUUGAAACCGUGUCAAAUAUGAAAAAGUUUUUGUUCGAAAACCUUUUUUCCUUAAGGAUACCCAUUUUGGCUUGUCAAAAGAGUUUCAGGUAACUAAAAUGUCUAUCUAAAAACUUAUUUAAAAAAGUUUGAGUUGACCGAUUUUUUAAAAUUACUUUUUGUGUUUAAAAUAUUUUUUUCCAGUCUAAGAUCUCAAAAUGAAUUUUGUCGGUAUUUUUCUAUAUAAGUUCAAACACUUUUCUAAAAGUCAUCCCUUGACAACUUUUCAUUAUCUUCUAAUAUAUUGAUUUAUAAAAAAACUUCCCCCUUUUUAAAAUGUUUUUUUUUUCUUCACAUAAGCCCUAACAUAUCCAUAAGGUUUCAUUGAAUUCUAAGAGGAUGCUGAUAACAUCUGGUCGAGUUAGGGCGAAAUUGUUCUAUACUGUUAUAAUAUUCAAUACAGCUAAGCCCAACGAAAACGUCGGUAUCUUAAAUUGAUUAUUAUACGAUCCUGUUUAGUACUUUAUAAUUAUUUACCAACACUAGAUCUAGAAAUGGAUGUGUAAAUAAGUAUAAUAUUCCCCCAUCAAAUAACUAGGAAGCUUAGUACAAACUAUUUAUAAUAAUUUACAAUUGUUAAUACUUUGAAAAUAUUAUUAUCAUUCAAGCAAAUAAAUCCAUGAUUACAGGCACAAACUUAAUACGUAACUACUA
Wyeomyia smithii (pitcher-plant mosquito) is the source of this 3207-nucleotide messenger RNA. It is a transcript of the gene Timp, whose product is annotated as tissue inhibitor of metalloproteinase. Gene Ontology annotation, biological process: negative regulation of membrane protein ectodomain proteolysis; negative regulation of endopeptidase activity. The record is from RefSeq and is a predicted model, not a curated record. The transcript is spliced from 7 exons. Gene Ontology annotation, cellular component: extracellular matrix. NCBI's taxonomy places the organism in Eukaryota, Metazoa, Arthropoda, Insecta, Diptera, Culicidae. The coding region runs from base 281 to 1327 and encodes 348 amino acids. Gene Ontology annotation, molecular function: protease binding; metalloendopeptidase inhibitor activity.